Messenger RNA from Bemisia tabaci, 2271 nucleotides. The record is from RefSeq and is a predicted model, not a curated record. NCBI's taxonomy places the organism in Eukaryota, Metazoa, Arthropoda, Insecta, Hemiptera, Aleyrodidae.
UUAACCGAGAAAUCGCGCUUAAAAAUUCGGUCUAUGACGCCAUCCACCGCGAUAGUGACACCUCAGGUUUCUUUGGAGUUUCACGUUGAGAAAACAGUGCAAAUUUAUGUCUUACUGACUGAUUAAACCAAGGUGGAAGAUACUGAGGGUAUCACUACCGCGAUGGAGAACGUCAAAAAUCGAAUUUUUCAAAGCGUUACAUCUCAGUUAAUAAUGAGAGUAGAAAGUGGCUGUUUGGACAGAGCUUGUAUACUCUCAGCUCAUCCACAAGAAUGGAACAUCAAAAUACGAUUCUAUGAUUAGCGUAACUGACCUAUUGUGUUACAAAUUGGUAAUAAUUUGAAUCUACAUCACAGGGAAGGGGAAGGAAGAUAAAAAUACGGCAAGAUUGGAAACUAGUAUAGUGUUGACGUCACCAUGGUAAAUCCUCCAUAACGAAUUAGAGCCAAACAAGAACAAUUGCAUGACAUAUUUUAAUGCUGAUGAUGAGAAUAAAUCGGUGUAUAUAGCUUUUCUGUGACGUAACAAUAAUUACGUCCGCUUAAGAGCCCAGAGAGGUGAAUAUGCCAUCAUUAUGUGUUCAUCAGGCGCACAGAUUCCCCAAAAGUUAACUAAGUGUUCUUGAGAAUUAGAGAGUGUUGGAAAAAGAACUGAAAAUCGAAAUUUUUGACGCUUAACAACACCUCACACUCAGAGUUUUCUCCUAAUGCUGCAUUUUGCCCCACUCCGCCUCGUGUGAUGAAAGAGCUUUGUUCAGAGGAAAGUUUCAUCAGACAACCUACGAAGUGCACAAAACCGUUCGCUUCCUCACACAAAACGCGCCUUCAUUUUUCACACAGGCAACACGGCUAUCCGUCAUGCUCGAAUAGUUGCAUCCCAGAGCAACAUGAAUAAAACUACUUUUAGUGUUCUUCGGAGACAGUUCGACUGUCGACCGAACGUUGAGCCUUGAUCAUCGGAGUACUGAUUGAUGAUUUUGCUUGUGAUUGCAAGGGUUGUUUAGAAGAAAGUUUCAUCAGACAACCUACGAAGUGCACAAAACCGUUCGCUUCCUCACACAAAGCGCGCCUUCAUUUUUCACACAGGCAACGUGGCUAUCCGUCAUGCUCGAAUAGUUGCAUCUCAGAGCAACAUGAAUAGAACUACUUUCAGUGUUUUUCGGAGACAGUGCGACUGUCGACCGAACGUUAAACUUUGAUCAUCGGAUUAUUGAUUUAUGAUUUUGUUUGUGAUUGUAACGGUUCAUUCCAGGUUUUUACCCGAUGAUAAUGAGUCCCCGUUCAGAUUUUAAGAAUACGGGGCAGAAACAGAAAAGGUUCCAAUGCCACCUGUGUCCAGCCUCCUACGCGAAUGGAAACAACCUCCAAAAGCACAUGAAGUCCCACUCGGGCGAAACUAGGUGCCCGAUCUGCUCGAAAGUUUACUCAACCAAAGGAAACUUGCAGUCGCAUAUGGUUAUCGUUCACCAUACGAAACGGAUUAAGUACGCAUUUUACACCUCGUACAAAAACAAGAAUUACCUACUUGCGACUAAAUUGGCUUGUUUUCUUUCAGAUCUUUCCCAGCAUUAUAGUCAGAAGGAGGCCCCGCAUAUUUGUAAAAUUUGCGGAGCUAGGUACAUGCGCAAUCACAAUUUACGAGCCCAUAUGAAAGCUCACGCCGGAGAAUAUAACUGUGAAAUUUGCAACAAGCCUUUCUCCAACAAAUAUAACCGUUCAGUCCAUAUGCUCGGCGUUCAUAAUAUCCGGGCUUUUGACCGUAAAACGUGAGAUAUCAGUCCGAAACUUUGGUUCUUACAGCCUCUACUGAAUUCCCGACCAGUUACUUAAAUUCUUAGACAAAGCAGUGGACAAAAAAGAUAAUCGGAAAACGGAGCUAUCCCAUUGGGUAGUUGCAAUGGACGUGGAAGGGAAAUGGUAUAGACUAACUAACAGCAUGCCGUGAGAGAACUUUCACCCACUUCAUUAACCCCCCCCCCUCUUAGUCCUUAACAACCACCCAUUUCAACCAUAAGGAUAGCUCUUUUUUCCCUUUAUCUCUUUGUCCAUCGCUUUAUCUAUCAAUUUCAGUGAUGCAUUGCAUCGAUCUAUUGCCAAACUUCUUUAAUUAUUUGUGAGUCAUAGAGGCGUUUUCAUAUUGUUUGUUUUUACAUUGAGCUGAGGUUUGAGUGCGUAUUUUUCGGCUUCUCAGUGUAAAAAGCUCAUCGGUUCAAAGCUUGUUUCCAAAGAAUCCUCUUUCUCGAACGUCUUUAAAUUUUUCGGAUAGGAAAGA